CUGUGUGUGUGUGAGAGAUUGUGUGUGUGUGAGAGAUUGUGUGUGUGUGUGUGAGAGAGAGAUCGUGACCCUGCGUGUGUGAUUGUGAUGACACGUGUAAUGGGCUGUCUGUGGUGCUGGCAGGAGCAACUGUAGUGGUUUAAGUGGCUGUGAUACGUGUGUGAGAAUGGUGGUGUGUGUGGCUGGAUGUGUGUGUGGUGGCGUAAUUAUGGUCUGUGUGAUUGUGAUGAUACGUGUUUGUGUGUAUGAUGAUGAAGUGUGUGGUGGGGUGUGCGUGAUCAGGAUGAAGGAUAUGGUGGUGUGUGUGAGAGAGAACGAGCUGAGAGUUUGGUGAGGUGUGUGAUCAUGAUGUGUGUGGUUCUUGUCUAACCUGACUUCUCUGUAGCAUGUCACAGAGUUUGUAACUGCUUCAAAAAAAAGCAUUUCUGUGUUUGGUUUCUAGUGGUUCGCCCUAUGCAUUGGCUACUCCUUUUCAGUUUCCUUUCCAGGCUCAUCAUUAUCUCAUCAUGGUAUAGCUUGCUUCUUUUCUAGGAGGGGUUCAGAUCUGCCCCACAUGAGUCUUUCCUGGGGCUCUGGCUAAAGGGACAGUGGUUACCAGGGCAUGAUCUUCUCAUAAGGAACCUGGUGGCACAGUGGUUAAAGCACUCUGCUGCUUACGGAAAGGUGGGAGGUUGGAACCCACCAGCCCCUGUGCAAGAGAAAGAUGUGCCAGACUGUUUCUGGAAAGGCUUACAGCCUUGGAAACCCUAUGGGGCAGUUCUGCCCUGUCCUGUAGGGUCGCUGUGAGUUGGAAUUGGCAGUGGGUGGAUCUUCUACUGGUGGAUCACCAAAGCGCAAGACCACAAAACAAAUCAUGCAAACACCGUUAGAACCUGUGCUCCCAGGUAUACAGAUAUUAGCCCAAGCACAUCAUGUGCCUAAGCUUAACAUCAGCAGGAUGGGAAAACACACACAGCAGGAGGGCGUGGCAAAUAGCGUGAAUGUACAAGCCUAUCACAAGUGAAGCAUUGGGACCAAGCCGUGCAAUGCUUAAGCACUUGGCUGCUAACUGAAAGGUCGUCAGUUUGAAUCCACCAGCUGGAAACCCUAUGGGGGCAGUUUUCUACUCUGCCUUAUAGGGUCACUAUGAUUAAGAAUCGAUGGGUUUUAUUAGGAAUGAAGAAUUAGGACCAUUAUUCCAGUCUACCACAUUAAGAAACAUGCCAAUUUAUCCUGGUGAAUGCUUUUUAGUACAAGUUCUUUUUUGUCUAAUAGUAUUGUUUAUGAGGUUUUGUUGUUACUGUAUUUUCCAGAAAUUUAAUUUUCUAACCUCUUUAUCUCGACUCGACGGCACUGGGUUUUUUAACCUCUUUAUGUCUUUGUUUCAGGUCUCUCUCUUGUAAAGAGCAUGUUGCUCGGCUUUUUUCCAUUUCAUCCUGUUUGACUGAUACUUUAAUAAAAUAGCUUGGCGUCCGCAGGACUGUGCCCUUUCCAGGGAAGAGGAGGAUAUGACCAGGUCUCAUGCAGGUCCUUGUCCUCAAUCUUCCCAUGGUCGAGGAGCUUUUCAGGCGCAGGGACCCCGGGUCCAAAGGACACACUCCGCUCCCGCUGCUGCAUGCUUCCUGGAAACAGUGACUUUUAAAGACGUGGCUGUGGACUUCACCCAGGAGGAGUGGCAGCAAAUGAAACCUGCUCAGAGGAACUUGUACCGGGAUGUGAUGCUGGAGAACUAUAGCAACCUAGUCACAGUGGGCUGUCAAGUCACCAAACCAGAUGUGAUCUUCAAGUUGGAGCAGGAAGAGGAGCCCUGGGUGGUAGAGGAAGGAAUGUUUGGGAGGCACUGUCCAGAAAUUUGGGAAGUUGAUGAGCAGAUCAAGAAGCAACAGGGAACACUUGUAAGGAAACUCACAUUCAUCUCCAAGAAAGCUCUGAUUAAAGAAAAAGUCAGCGAAUGCAAAAAAAUUGCAAAAAUAAUUCCUCUGAGCUCAGACAUUGCAACUUCGAGACAAAGCUUCUAUGAAUGUGACUCAGUUGAUAAGGAUUUGGAACAUAAUUUAGACCUACUUAGUUUUGAGAAAGACUGUGUAAGAGAGAAAAAUUAUGAAUAUAAUGAGUAUGGGAAACCAUUUUACCAUUUCUCAUCUCAUGUUGUAAUUCCUUUUAAGUGUAAUCGAUGUGGACAGGAGUUCAAUCAUAAAUUUGACCUCAUCAGACAUGGGAGAAUUCAUGCUGGAGAUAAACCCUAUCAAUGUAAAGAAUGUGGAAAAGCCUUUAGCAGGAAGGAAAAUCUUAUAACACAUCAAAAAAUUCAUACUGGGGAAAAACCUUUUAAGUGUAAUGAAUGUGGAAAGGCUUUCAUUCAGAUGUCAAACCUUAUUAGACACCAGAGAAUUCAUACUGGGGAAAAACCUUACGCAUGUAAGGAUUGUUGGAAAGCCUUCAGUCAGAAAUCAAAUCUCAUUGAACAUGAGAGAAUUCAUACUGGAGAAAAGCCCUAUGAAUGUAAGGAAUGUGGGAAAUCCUUCAGCCAGAAGCAAAACCUUAUUGAGCAUGAGAAAAUUCAUACUGGGGAGAAACCUUAUGCAUGUAAUGAAUGUGGUAGAGCUUUUUCUCGAAUGUCAUCUGUUACUCUACACAUGAGAAGUCACACAGGGGAAAAACCCUAUAAAUGUAAUAAAUGUGGAAAAGCCUUCUCUCAAUGCUCAGUAUUUAUUAUACAUAUGAGAAGUCAUACAGGUGAGAAACCCUAUGUAUGUAGUGAAUGUGGGAAAGCCUUCUCUCAAAGUUCAUCCCUUACUGUGCAUAUGAGAAAUCAUACAGCUGAGAAACCUUAUGAAUGUAAUGAAUGUGGGAAAGCCUUCAGCCGGAAAGAAAAUCUCCUUACACAUCAGAAAAUUCAUACUGGAGAGAAACCUUAUGAAUGUAAUGAAUGUGGGAAAGCUUUUAUUCAGAUGUCAAACCUCAUUCGACACCAGAGAAUUCAUACUGGUGAAAAACCCUAUGCAUGUACAGUAUGUGGGAAAACCUUUAGUCAAAAAUCAAAUCUUACUGAACAUGAGAAAAUUCAUACUGGGGAGAAACCAUAUCAUUGUAAUCAAUGUGGAAAAGCUUUCAGUCAGAGACAAAAUCUCCUUGAGCAUGAGAAAAUUCAUACUGGAGAAAAACCAUUUAAAUGUAAUGAAUGCGGUAAAGCCUUCUCUCGAAUCUCAUCCCUUACUCUUCAUGUGAGAAGUCAUACAGGGGAGAAACCCUAUGAAUGUAAUAAAUGUGGAAAAGCCUUCUCUCAAUGCUCGUUACUUAUUAUACAUAUGAGAAGUCAUACUGGCGAGAAACCCUUUGAAUGCAAUGAAUGUGGGAAAGCGUUCUCUCAGAGAGCGUCUCUUUCUAUACAUAAGAGAGGUCAUACAGGCGAGAAACACCAUGUGUACUGAAUGAGAGAAGGACUUCUCUUAAAUUCAAACCAUGCUCUAUUUAACUUUUAAAAUAUCUUGGAGUAAACUCAACAACAACAAAAAUUCACAAGAUCUUUAUGGAAAAAAAAAUAGUAAAACUGUUGAAGGGCAUAAGACUUGAAUAAAUGCAGAGGAAUACUAUGUACCUAAAUGGAAUAAUCCAAUAUCAUAAAAACUAUCAGUUCUCCCAAAUUAAUUGACUAAUGCAGUUCCAGACAAAAUCUCACAAGAAUAUUUUAGAAUAUUUACAAAAUGCUCCUAAAAUCAUGUGAAGUAGAAGUCUAUAGAUUGCUGAGAAAAUUUUGAAAAAGAACAGAGGAAACACCCUCAUAUCAUAUACUACACAUAUUAUAGAAGUUAUAGUCAUUCGAAAUUGUUUUUUAGGUAAAUAACAGGUUUUACAGAAUAGAGUGUCUAGAACAGUCCCCAGAAUAUAUGUGAACGUGGUGUUAGAGAAGACAUCGUAAGUAGGGAAACCAUUGCCUAGUCAGAACAAAUUGUUGAACUAUUUGACUGUCCAUAUUGGGGAAAAUAAAAUUACAUCCAAGCUUACAACAUAUAAAGAAACAAUUCAAAGGAUUUGAACACUGGACUGUGAAAAGCCAAACUUUGAAACUCUUCAGAGAAAAUACAGGAGAGUGUCUUUAUGACACUGAGGGAGGUAAGCAUUUUUUAAAAAUAAAAAGACCCCGCAAUUCCACUUCUUCAGCAUAUACAUCCUAAAGAAACUCACAAGUCUGUGUGUGUGUGUGUGUGUGUGUGUGUGUGCCUGAAUUGGAAACAACCUAAACAUUCAUUAGUGGGCAAUGGGUAAAUAAAAUGAUAUAUUCAAAUGAUGGGAUUCUAUACAACAGUUAAAGUCAGUUACAGUGUAACAUGUAUUUGUAAUAUGAAUAGUUAUCAGAAACAAUAUCAAAUGAAAAAAAUCAAGAUACAAAUGAUGUUGCAUAAUGACUUUAAUGUAAAUUGAAAUCAUUCACAAAGAACAGAACUAUCCUUUUGUUAUAUAUAUAUAUGUAUGUAAAACUAUCUAAAAUGACUAGCAGGGUGUAUACCAAAUUAUUGAUAUUGGUCAUGUCUAGCAUAUUGGGAUUGGGGAUACUGAUUGAAGGGGGCCUUUAGCUUUACUUGUAAUUUUUUAUGUCUUAAAUAGAAGACUGGUAACGUAUAAAAUAAAUCGUAAAAGUUAUGAUGUAUGAUGGUAAUGUGGGUGUCUUGUCUUAAUAGCAUUUUCUACUUAUAUCUCAGAAUUAGAGAGCCAGGGGAAAGCCUGUGCCUACAGAAAAUAAGUUAUAAUGGAUCCAUAUGCCUUAUCAGAUGCUAAAUUAUUUCACUGAAAUGUUUCCAGAAAUUUAAUUAGAAAUGAUAGUCAUGUUUAUUAUGUAAUAUAAAAUUAAUAUAUUUUCUCAUUUCUGUGAUCCAUAUUUUUUUACAUUGUAACAUUUCUGGAGUCAAGACUCAUACUUUCAACCAAUGUCUUAGGUUUAAGUAAAUAUGUAAUUAUUAAAAAUUUUAAAAUCAGAUGACAGUGUAACAGAUCAAAUAUGUUUUUACUUACAAUUUUAGAGCAUCAUGGUAUACUGUUCGUGUUCUCCAUCCAUUCAGCAUGUCUGGCAUUAUUUGAUAACAUAUUUGUUGUUUUCAUAACUAAUUAAUACUAGGUGCAGAGUAAUUGUGGAGAGAAUACGGUUUUCUGAGAAAUUGACUCUGGGAUGUUAGUUUUCUUGUCCAUACGUUGCCAUAUGACUAGCAUAGGCAUUAGUAUUUUUAAUUAUUAGAAUAUUUUGAAAUGAGAAAGGCUUUUUAUUUCUCUGAAGUGGCCAUAAGCAAUCAUGUAAAAUAGCUUCAAUCGUUUUAUUCCUUCUACAGCCCUUGAUUUAUACAUCCUCUCCAGUUUGGGUUGGAAGCAGUGGCGGUGGCCUCAGACGCUGGGUAAUAAAUAAUAACAUAGUUCCUCUGAAAGAGCCUGAUUCCCUGUGACAGUGCAUGAACCAACCGUUACUUCCAUUGAUGUUUUUAUUAUGCCAUCUCCACAGUAUUACUUGAUCUGAAGAGCUUUUUAAAAGAUCAGGGCUUGGGGGUGUUGAUCAAAUGGAAUCUUUAGCUUUUAUGUUUGAACAUCAACUACAUCUAUUUGAAGCUGAUUUAACAAAAUUCAGUCUGUUCCUGUCAAAGUUGUGAAGAGCAACCAUGACUGAAUGAGUGUUUGACUUCUAGCAGCCGUUUUCGAAGACUGACAAUGACUUACGUAUGUAAGUAGCAGGGACUGAUUUUUAUGAAAACACCGAUUUACCAAAACAUAAAUAUCUGCAUGAGCGUUGUGUUUUCAUAAUCUCAUCUUUAGUAGGCUGUGUGAUAAAUCCAGCUUCAGAAGCAUGUGUAACAUCUGUAGACUUUAUUUGUUAAUGGUUUUCAGAGUUAAUGUGUUAUCUAGUCAAGAAAACUUGUGUAAAUACUUUUAGUUUUGAGAAGGCUUUUUUUGUCUAAAUUGUCAUUUUUCUCCUAAUUUUCUUCUUGUUUCUUUGGCCCAUACUUCAUAUGGCUUAAGUCUUCUGCCCCUUUCUUUAUUUGGCUGAUCUCCGACUCCAGCCCCUCCAGAGGUUGAGUUGAUACUCACCCUAAAUCACAUCGUUGGACUAUCUGGUGUGGCCUGUGGCCCCCAGAAAAACAGGCGCUUCUACCAGGUAUGACAUUCCAGGGGCUUAAGAAUAACCUCCUAGGACCCAAGGGCAAAGACCAGACCUCUCUUUGGGCAAGGGUAAAAUCUUUACUGCACAGUGAGUUACCCCCCCAGAGUUGUCAGAUUCCCCUUCAGGACCAAGACACUCAUGCCUCAUGCCAACUGCUGGUUAUUUUGACUGCCGGCAACUCACAGAUAAGGUCCUCUCUAGGAACUGCGCUCGGCUGACGGGAGCGGCCUUGCCAAAGGCUAUACAGCGUCCCCAAAGGCAGCCUGGUCCUCUUUGCCUCGGUUUAGGACAACUCCAAAGAGCCAUCCCAUCUCUAGAGCUCACCGAAAGAUUGCGACUGCAUCACAGCUCAGCUCCUCCUCCCACCCGAUUCUGCUCCCUCGUUCCCUUACAAGUGAUGCUGCCCAGAACUUGCCCCCAGGAAACCUCCUGGCCACAGAGAUUCAUCGGAAUGUUUCCCAGGGAACCUUGCCCUUGCCUAGGACAGUGGGUCAUUUUGCCACAGCAGUCUCAAACCGAGAAAAUGUUUUAAUG
Loxodonta africana (African savanna elephant) is the source of this 6655-nucleotide messenger RNA. RefSeq names its product zinc finger protein 568 (gene ZNF568). Lineage: Eukaryota; Metazoa; Chordata; Mammalia; Proboscidea; Elephantidae. The record is from RefSeq and is a predicted model, not a curated record. The transcript has 6 exons. Gene Ontology annotation, cellular component: nucleus. Bases 1488 to 3410 code for a protein of 640 amino acids. Gene Ontology annotation, biological process: negative regulation of transcription by RNA polymerase II. Gene Ontology annotation, molecular function: DNA-binding transcription repressor activity, RNA polymerase II-specific.